UCGUCAAAAGUCCAAAAUUGAUGCCCCAAAGCCAAAGCCGUAGCCGAAGCCCAAAGCCUCUGGCUUUGAUUGAAAUGCAGAGAGAAUCCAUUUGAUUUCAAUUACAACGCCAAGAACUGUAACUGAAGUUUCUCUCUCUUCUCUCAAUUCUCACACACAAACAAAUACACACUUCACAACCAUAAAGACAUUAAGAAACAAUAAAAGCCGGAAAGAAAAAAAGGAAGAUAUAUAUAUUACAGCAAAAAGGAAAACAAUUGCAAGCAGCGGGGUCGAGAAAGAAGAGAUUUUGCACUCGGAUAGCUUCAAUCAGCCCUCUUUCCUUUUUCCUUAUAGUUGAAAUUUAUAUGCUGCAAGACCGGCCUUGUUUGGUUUCGAGGGACUGUAAUUCAAUGACGUGUGAACAAGAAAGCAAUAGGACUAUGCUCUACGGGGCUGACAAGGUCGAGGUUAAGCAGGGCAAGCGCCACUUGGAAACGAAUGGGGAGGAAGAUUGCAUCGUGAAAAAGGUGUCCAAGCAUUCGGGCGAUCAAGUAGAUACUGAUUUGUCUAUUGGUGGGAUUCUAAAGUCGGUUUCUGGCCAAUCGAACAGCCAUGGACAAGAUGGCGAUGAUUCAGAUUCGAGUUCAUUGAUUGCUGGCAUUGGUCAGGACAACUCGAUUAAUUGUCUUAUACGGUGCUCCCGGGCUGAUUAUGGUUUAAUUGCAUUACUGAACCGGAGUUUCCGGUCUCUUGUCCGUAGUGGUGAGCUGUAUAAACUACGGCGGAAAAGUGGGGUGGUUGAGCAUUGGGUUUACUUUUCCUGCGAGCUGCUUGAAUGGGAAGCAUUUGACCCUAUAGGGUGCCGUUGGAUGCAUUUGCCAAGAAUGUAUUCAAAUGAUUGCUUUGUCUUUUCAGAUAAGGAAUCUUUGGCUGUUGGAACUGACCUUCUUGUUUUUGGGAAGAAUGUCAUGGCACACGUAAUCUAUAGAUACAGUCUGUUGACGAACACAUGGACUACCGGAAUGAGCAUGAACGAGCCUAGGUGUUUGUUUGGCUCUGCAAGCCUUGGGGAAAUCGCCAUACUGGCUGGCGGGUGUGACUCAAAGGGUAAUAUCCUCAGCUCUGCUGAGUUAUACAAUUCUGAAACGAGAACGUGGAUGACGCUUCCAAGCAUGAAAAAAGCAAGGAAAAUGUGUUCUGCGGUUUUCAUGGAUGGAAAGUUUUACGUAAUUGGAGGAAUAGGAGGAGCUGAAUCCAAGCUUCUGACAUGUGGAGAGGAAUAUGAUUUGGAAAAGGGGACUUGGACGGAGAUCCUAAACAUGUCCCCUAAGCGGACUAGUUCACCAAGAGAAAACGAACCACCUGCUACAUCUGGGGCACCACCUCUGAUUGCCGUUGUAAAUAAUGAAUUGUAUGCUGCUGAUUAUGCUUCAAUGGAGGUGAGCAAAUAUAACAAGAAGAGUAGGGUUUGGAUCGUCGUUGGUAAGUUGCCGAAACGUGCUGAUUCUAUGCGCGGUUGGGGAUUAGCAUUCAGAGGGUGUGGUGAUCGUCUUAUUGUUAUUGGCGGGCCUCGUACUGCUGGUGAGGGUGUUAUUAGAGUGCAUUCGUGGGUUCCAAGUGAAGAGCCCGCGCAGUGGGAUGUGCUUGGCGAAAAACGAUGUGCCAGUUUUGUCUAUAAUUGUGCAGUGAUGGGAUGCUGAAUAUCUGUGUGUGCAGGCACCAUACAAAUUCGAUGUUGUUUGCUUGUGGUUAACAAUUGGUUCCCGGAUGCACCCGGUUCUUGCUAAUGGGUACUUUUCCCAAACUUUUUUAGUUUCGUUACAUUCUUCUUUUAAAGUCGGACGAUGAUAGGGAAGAUUGUCAGAUAUUACUCAAGAUACAAUUGAAUGUUUCCAUAAACUAGUCUUGAGCACAAGCUUUUUCCUUUUCUCUUCAAACAUGAUCGAUAUUUUCUUUUUCUCAAAUGUCUUCUCCCACUCCUGGUGGAGUCCAUGACAAGGUGGCGAUGCAUAGCAAAGAAAAUAGUUUCGUUAACUUGAGAGCUAGGCAUUUCUGUUGGCUGUAAGUUUUAUUCUUAAACGAAACAUAGAAUUCAGCGUACUGGGGCUUUUAUGGUCCUAAAUUUCGUGAAACCGUCACAAAGGAAAUAAUAAAGUCUCGACAUUUUUUAUGGAAA
Messenger RNA from Salvia hispanica, 2158 nucleotides. Its product is annotated as F-box/kelch-repeat protein SKIP11. The record is from RefSeq and is a predicted model, not a curated record. Lineage: Eukaryota; Viridiplantae; Streptophyta; Magnoliopsida; Lamiales; Lamiaceae. Gene Ontology annotation, molecular function: protein binding. Gene Ontology annotation, cellular component: nucleus.